Messenger RNA from Centruroides sculpturatus (bark scorpion), 2504 nucleotides. Its product is annotated as diacylglycerol kinase delta-like. The record is from RefSeq and is a predicted model, not a curated record. NCBI's taxonomy places the organism in Eukaryota, Metazoa, Arthropoda, Arachnida, Scorpiones, Buthidae. Gene Ontology annotation, biological process: lipid phosphorylation; intracellular signal transduction; diacylglycerol metabolic process. The transcript is spliced from 15 exons. Gene Ontology annotation, molecular function: ATP-dependent diacylglycerol kinase activity. Bases 47 to 1621 code for a protein of 524 amino acids.
CGGUAUACAUACGCCGUCUGGUGUCAUUUGACGGCAGAGAUGGAAGAUGGCGGCCGGAGUCGGGUGUACAGGAAGCAUGUCAGAAAAAACGGGAUCAGAUCAAGGUUCUGACGAAUCUUCUGAAAGUGAAGGCGAAACAAAAUCAUUCCAUAGAAGGAUAUCUACCUCGAAAGCCAUUAAGAAUGGAGUAUGCAUUAAAGAAGAUUUUCUUAUGAAACAAACUAGUUCUUUUCAGAGAUGGAAAAAACGUUAUUUCCGUUUAAAACCACGGAAACUUUACUAUGCAAAAGAUAGAAAGUCUGUGAUUUUUGAAGAAAUUGAUUUGACAGAUUUAAGCAUUGCUGAAUGUAGUACAAAAAAUGUGAAUCAUAGCUUUCAGUUGAUUACUCCUUUUCGUCGUUUGAUACUUUGUGCAGAAUCUCGAAAAGAAAUGGAAGAUUGGAUUUCGGCAUUGAAAAAUGUUAGCAACAAAGAAUUUGUUGAGGGUAUAGACCAUCAUGAUUUUCUUUCUGGUCAGCAUAACUGGUAUGUUACUUCUCAUGCUCGUCCUACUUAUUGCAAUGUGUGCCAUGAAGCAUUAUCAGGAGUGACAUCUCAUGGAUUAUCUUGUGAAGUUUGUAAAUUUAAAGUCCACAAGAAGUGUGCUAUAAGGGCACCAAAUAAUUGUAAAUGGACUACUCUGUCAUCUGUUGGUAAAGAUAUAAUUGAAGAUGAAGAUGGUAAUAUUACAAUGCCACAUCAGUGGUUAGAAGGCAAUCUUCCUGUUAGUGCAAAGUGUGCUGUUUGUGACAAAACUUGUGGUAGUGUUUUGCGAUUACAGGAUUGGCGAUGUCUGUGGUGUAGAGCAAUGGUUCAUACAUCUUGCAAGCCUCAUUUUUCGGUGCGAUGUCCUUUGGGAGUUUGCCGUGUAUCUAUUGUGCCGCCUUCUGCAUUGCACAGCAUAGGAAAUGAUGAAGCUUGGGAAGCCUUAAGACCAAUGGGUUGCAGUCCAUUAUUAGUUUUUGUAAAUUCUAAAUCAGGUGAUAAUCAAGGUGUGAAAUUUUUGCGUCGCUUUAAACAGUUGCUCAAUCCAGCCCAAGUGUUUGAUCUCAUGAAUGGUGGACCAGGCUUAGGACUUCGAAUGUUCAGGGCAUUUAAUCCUUUUCGUAUUUUAGUAUGUGGUGGUGACGGAAGUGUUAGUUGGGUUCUCACUGAAAUAGAUAAUCUUAAUCUACAUAAUCAAUGUCAAGUAGGAGUGCUGCCAUUGGGAACUGGAAAUGAUUUAGCUAGAGUAUUAGGAUGGGGUUCAGUUUGUGAUGAUGAUACACAACUCCCUCAGCUUUUAGAAAAAUAUGAAAAAUCGACAAUAAAGGUUCUGGACAGAUGGAGCAUAAUGACCUAUGAAGGUACCAUGCUAACUUCAAAAAAAGCAAAUCAGAAUGAUCCAAUGACAGUUUAUGAAGAUUCUGUAGUAGCUCAUUUGACAAAAAUUAUUCAUUCAGAUCAACAUUCUGUGGUAAUCUCUUCAGCAAAAAUAUUAUGUGAAACAGUUAAAGAAAUUAUUACAAGAGUAGGAGCAGCAUAUGCAACAGGAGAUGGUGAACAAGAUAAAGAUAGUAUUUCAUACAAAGUAAAGAUUUAAUAUUAGAUAAUUUAUCUUAAAAUUAUUAAAUUAAGAAUUUUAUUUUAAUAAAAAUACUUAAUCAUGAAAGGAUGUAAUGUAUUUGCAAUAUCUUAUAGAUCAUAUAAUAAAAUAUUUUAAUGAUUUAAUGAAAAUAAUUUAAUGAUAUAGUAAAUAAAAUUGGUGCUCUUCCACUUCAUUAUCCACGUGCAAUAUGAUAUUGAUCAUGACUUUUGCAUGUGUUAUGCAAUGUGAUGGUGAAUAGUGUGUGCUUAAUGCUGUUUUUAGUAUUGGGAGCAAAGAUGUUUCACCCUCUGUGCUCUAGAAUGGACUUAUAGAAAGGGCAAUUUAAUGAAAAAAGGGGUUUGGAAUUUUCAUGUAAUGCAUUUUGAAAGGGGGAAAAAAGGAAAUAUAAGUUUGAGUUGUACAAAAUAUAUUAAAGAAAUUACCAGUUAUGUUAAACAGAAUUAUUAAUGUCUGUUUUGUUGUCCAUCUAAUUACAUGCUAUAUGUAUAGGAAAAAUUAACAAACUGGAUAACAGAACAUAUGUUUCUAUAUCUGUGCUUUUAUCCAUCUAUUUACAUGCUACACUUUAACUAAAAAGAAUUAAAGUGGAUAAGAACAUAGAUAUUAAUAAGUGUAUUUUGUUAUACAUCUGCAGUUUUUGCAUGCUAGACAUAAAAGAGAAGCAAUCAAACUGGAUAACAAAACAUACUUUGUUCUUCUUUUUAGUGUAAAUUUUAAUAGCUGCUUCUGUUAACUUAGUAAUGUUCCAAUUGUCAUUUCUUUGAAGUUCACUGAAUUUAUAUAUAUAUAUAUAUAUAUCAUUUAUCUGCAUCAAAUUAAGCAUAAUAUUUUAUUCAAAACUAUCAGAUUUAAAUAGAAAUAUAUCCUUUAUAAAGUC